Trichophyton verrucosum HKI 0517 is the source of this 432-nucleotide messenger RNA. RefSeq lists its product as uncharacterized. Bases 1 to 432 code for a protein of 143 amino acids. The record is from RefSeq and is a predicted model, not a curated record. Lineage: Eukaryota; Fungi; Ascomycota; Eurotiomycetes; Onygenales; Arthrodermataceae. The transcript has 3 exons.
AUGGCGCAAACGCAGAAGAUCCGCGACGGAGAACGAGUGAAAGCGCAAGAAUAUGCGAUAAAAGAGCGUAAGCUGAGACGGAAACGACGUCGGUCGAGUAUCAAAAACGAGAGUGGGAUGGUCCGUCUUGUCGAGUCCGAGUUCGAAUUCGAGACGGAAGAAGGAGAUUGGAAGAAGAAGAUGAAGAAGAGGAGGAAGAAGAAGAAGAAGACGAAGACGAAGAUGAAGAAGACGUCAAGGAGCGGCGACGAUGAAGGCGAAGGAGAGGCGAAGAAAGACGAAAAAAGGCGAAAGGAAGAAGCGAAGAAAGCGAAGAAAGCGAAGAAAGCGAAGAAGAAGAAGAAGAAGAAAAAGAAGAAGCCAGGAAGACAAGCAGGAAGAAGGAGGCAGGGCAAGGGGAGGGCCAGAGGAGGGCGGGAGAAGCGCUUUUAG